AUGUCUCCAUUCCCUACGAGACAGCUCGGGAGGUUGUCUCUUGGUGAGAAUAUGCCCACAAACCGUUCUCAGACUCACCGAUCACGACGACAACGACGUUCUGGGCUACCUCCGGUUUCUGAUCCUGCACCUACGCGCAAUUCACCUACGCGCAAUACUUCUGCGUCAAGACGGAGACUUUCUCUUCGUGCGAAUCGGAGACACGAAGGGGAAGGACGGUGGGGACGGGCUAGAAGAGGUAACAAAAAUAACCAAGAGCAAAGAGCAGAGGCCGACAUUGAACUAGAAAAUGAGAUUAAUUCUCAGGGUGACAACGACAGUGACGACGAAGAAGAGGAAGAGGAGAGCAGCCCAGACACAAUGGCGUCCAUGAUUCUCGCGGCAAAAUCAAAAAUUGUAUACGAUAUUGAAAACCUAGAGCUUGAGUCAAGAGCCCGAGCAUUAGCGGGUUUAACAGGUCAUUUUGACGUGGUAUACUGUCGGGAGAAUUCUCCCUUUUACGAAUUUCAGCUCAUCGAGCGUCCUCGAAUCCGUAUACGAGAUGGAGGAGCCGAAUGUACAUGUUCGGAGUAUAUUAAUCGGCCGGAUAUGGCUUGCCGUCACAUAUUUUGGCUCGUAGACCAGGUAUAUGACAGCAUCUCACCUCAUAACCCGCCUCCAGGGUUACCGCUAUCUAGAGAUGGGGUUUCUCCAACACUACCUCCUCUACACACUCUUCUACAAGACCGCCUAGAAUCUCUAGCAAACCAUCUAGAAUGGCCUUUUAUCCCCGAGAGCGAACGAACUGCCAGGACCAGUAGCGGAGAGACCAUUGCUGGCGGUUUAUCGCGACAGGAACAAGUCCGCGAUAUCAUGUCCGCGUUCAACAAAGUGACUCUGCCGGAAGACUUCCGAAAGGAAUUGGUAGAAUCGAGCUCAACACCGACACCUCGUACACCAGAACAAUGCGUCGUACAGGGGGAUUUCGAAGCAACCAUCUUCCGACUUGCGGUCCAUGACGAUAAUGUCUACAGUAGUAUCCGCAAGGCAAUGCCGGCCGGAGCCUGCGCGGCCAUUUAUUUCGACAAGGUCCAUCAAAAGUCCCGGAAUCUGCUGAUGCAAUUUGACGAAUAUCGACGAACGGGAAGACUGCCCAGUGGAAGUGACAGACAACCAUCACUGGACAACGUCAGCGAAGUUGCCAGAGAACUGCGACGGCACGUAGCUCAAAUCCGGAAUAAUCUCCUGGCUCGAAUACCGUAUGGAACAAAAGGCGCGGCAGAAGCACUAAUCACGUUGCUCCAAGAAGUGAGUGCGCGAAACAUCGAUGCGUUCGAGAACAAGUCUUGGGGUAGGGUGGCGCCUCCCGGUGAGGAUGACGAUGAUCGAAAUCUGUAUGAGCAAUUGAUAGGACAGAGCGCCAGCGACGACGAUGGAAAGAGGGGAGAAGGGGAAGGAGGAAUGUUCAUAUUAGACGUUUUGGAGGAAGUUCCUGCAUCCGUGCUUGAGUCGUAUGUACCGAAUUUGCGUGACAUUCUGGCUAAAGUCGAGAUUAUACCAGCUCCGCCUUCGUUCCUGCUCAAGUUGAAGUCAUUGAUACAUGAUGCACAGUCCAGUGGUACACAAGCUCGUGGGAAAAGACCGGCUACAUCGGAAGCUGGUGGAAGUCAGAAACGGACGCGAUAG
Molecule: messenger RNA, 1665 nt
Organism: Talaromyces stipitatus ATCC 10500
Lineage: Eukaryota; Fungi; Ascomycota; Eurotiomycetes; Eurotiales; Trichocomaceae
Exons: 2
Coding region: 1-1665 (554 amino acids)
Molecular function (GO): zinc ion binding
Source: RefSeq, a predicted model, not a curated record